Messenger RNA from Girardinichthys multiradiatus, 1302 nucleotides. RefSeq names its product sarcoglycan, beta (dystrophin-associated glycoprotein) (gene sgcb). The transcript is spliced from 6 exons. Bases 118 to 1050 code for a protein of 310 amino acids. Gene Ontology annotation, biological process: muscle organ development. Gene Ontology annotation, cellular component: sarcoglycan complex; sarcolemma. The record is from RefSeq and is a predicted model, not a curated record. NCBI's taxonomy places the organism in Eukaryota, Metazoa, Chordata, Actinopteri, Cyprinodontiformes, Goodeidae.
CAUAAGGUAUCUUUUUCAAAUAUUUUAGAGAAAUUAUCUGUCGGCCCAUGUUUUCAGUCACCUUCCCCAGUGAAGGUUGGUCCGCUCUCUGUCAGCAGAGGAGGAGGGAGGGUCAACAUGGCGUCUGAGGAGGAGAGCUCUAAUGGCCCUGUGAAGAAGUCCAUGCGUGAGAAGGCCAUAGAGAGGCGCAACAUCAACAAGGAACACAACAGCAACUUCAAAGCAGGCUAUGUACCCAUAGAAGAAGAACGUCUUCAUAAGACAGGGCUGAGAGGUCGCAAGGGAAACAUGGCUGUUUGCAUCAUUGUGCUCCUCUUCCUUCUCGCAUUAAUUAAUCUCAUUAUCACACUGGUAAUAUGGACAGUGAUCCGGAUCGGCCCGAAUGGCUGUGACAGUAUGGAGUUCCAUGAGACAGGCCUGCUGCGCUUCAAGCAGAAAGCCGACAUGGGAAUUGUUCAUCCUUUGCACAAAAGCACAAUCGGGGGCCGUAAAGACCAGGACCUGGUCAUCGUGGGUAACAACAAUCCGGUUGUGUUCCAGCAAGGCAACACUAAGCUAAGUGUGGAAAAGGACAAGACCUCUGUUGUCAGCGACGUCGGCAUAUCCUUCACAGACCCUCGGACACAGACAACGUUCUUCAGCACAGACUUUGAAAACCAUGAGUUCCAUCUGCCCAAAGGAGUCAAAGUCCUCAGUGUUAAGAAGGCAUCUACUGAAAGGAUCACCAGCAGCGCAGCAUCUGACCUGAACAUCAAGGGAGACAGCAAGGCCAUCAUUCGCGGUAAUGAGGGCGUGAACAUCAUGGGCCGCACUGUAGAGUUCAAAAUGGGUGGGGACAUCGAACUCAGGGCCGAGAACACUAUCGUUCUUAAUGGGUCAGUCAUGUUCAAUGCUACACGCAUUCCCAGCUCCACAGAUCUUACGUUCAACGAUGGCCUGGAGAGGUACAAGCUCUGCAUGUGCGAAGACGGGACCUUGUUUCGUGUACUGGUGAAGUUUCCAAACAUGGGCUGCCAGAUCUCAGACAACCCGUGUGGGAAAGCUCACUAGUACAGCCGUUUCAUCUGCCUGCAGUCAGUCAACACUGAAAUCACUUGCAAACCUGCACAUUUUGGAGUUCAGUUGAAAGUUGAGUUUAUUUAACAGUUAUGGUGAGUUGUGUCUGUGAAUGCCAGAUCCACAUUCUAUUCCAACUCAUUGCCAUCUCCCCAAAGAUAUUACUGUAAAAAAUUUCGCAGAUUUGUCAACCUCUUCCUAAAAUUCAAAAAACUAUUAUAAACAAUAAAUUAUGCUGAAAGGUGA